AUGUGGCCCUAUUGGGAAGCUCAUUGAACGGAGGGCUACGUUUUUCAUUCAUAGCCUACCAAGUCAUCCUCGGCUGAACCCUCAGCUCGUUGUUUCCUCCGGGAGUCUCUGCAAUUAGGCCGAGGGUGAUUAUUAUUAUUAUUAUUAUUUAUAAUAAUAAUAAUAAUAAUAAUAAUAAUAAAACCGUUCUGUCUCCAAUACAUUUUAGUAUUGGUCAAGUGAGAAUUUCGUUUGCUGACUGUGAAGUUAUCUCGGGUUCUCUCUCUCUCUCUCUCUCUCUCGGAGAAAUGGAGGCUGAAGAUGCGGACUGUUGUUGGUGUGAAAUGCGUGGCUCGAGCUCCAGACGCUUCACGUGUGUGCGUCCCAGUGUUUGUCAGGAAUAAUUCAUCAUCAUCAUCUUCUUCUUCUUCUUCACUGAGCUGAAGCUUUUCUUAAAAAAAAAACAAAAAACAACGCGUUCUUUCCAAAUCUGCACAUCUUGCUUCAGCGCAACGGAAAACGCGGAUUUGUUGUGGUUCUUGUUGUUGUUGUUGUUUUUUGUUUUUGUUUUUCCAUCAGUGAAUAUUAAAAGACGAUCCGGAGCUGCUUUCGUUUAAUAUCGGUGUACUGUUUUUUUUUUUUUACAUUAUUAUUAUUAUUAUUAUUAUUAUUAUUAUUAUUAUUAUUAUUAUUAUUAUUAUCUAUAUAUCUAUGAUGUGGAACCAGGCCUUUGUUUUGGUCAGAAACCCGGUGAAUGCGACAGGAAUGAGAUCAGGAACAACAAGGAAUGUUUGGACCUUCUUGUGGGUUCUGGUGCUGUGUGUGUGCGCGAUGCAGCAGAGCGCCAGCGGACAGAUCGGAGAGAUCUGUGGUCCUCACAUUGAUAUCCGCAAUGAGAUCAGUGAGUUCAAGAAACUGGAAAACUGCACGGUGGUGGAGGGCUACCUGCAGAUCCUCCUCAUAGGAGAUAAAAACCACAACCCUCAUCAGGAGUUUCGCAUGCUUAGCUUCCCCAAGCUCACCAUGGUCACAGACUACCUACUCCUGUUCCGCGUAGCCGGCCUUGAUAGCCUCAGCACGCUCUUCCCCAACCUCAGUGUCAUCCGUGGACGCAACCUGUUCUACAACUACGCCCUAGUAAUCUUUGAGAUGACCAGCCUAAAAGACAUCGGCCUGUACAACUUGAGGAACAUCACGCGAGGGGCCAUUAGGAUUGAGAAGAACCCAGAGCUGUGCUAUCUCGACUCGGUGGACUGGACCCUCAUUAUGGAUGCAGACUUUAAUAACUACAUUUCUGGAAACAAGCUGUCCAAAGAGUGUGGCGAUGUGUGCCCUGGCAUUAUGGAGGACAACCCUCAGUGUUUCAGGACCAGCUUCAACAACAAUUAUAGCUACCGCUGCUGGACUUCCAGCCACUGCCAGAAAGCAUGCCCACCAAAAUGCGAGGGUCAAGCUUGCACGGAUUCGGGCGAGUGCUGUCACAAACAGUGCCUGGGGAGCUGUACAGAAGCAGGGAAUGACAUGGCAUGUGCUGCCUGCCAGCAUUAUUCCCACGAGGGCCGCUGCGUGCCAGACUGUCCUCCUGGCACCUACCGUUUCGAGGGCUGGCGCUGCAUCACCAAGGAGGUGUGUGCCCAGGUCCACCUGCCCAGCGAAGUGGACUUCGUCAUCCACGAUGGAGAGUGCAUGCCCGAUUGCCCACCUGGCUUCACCCGCAAUGAGAGCCAAAGUAUGUUCUGUAGCGCAUGUGACGGCCUCUGUGAUAAGUUCUGUGAUACUAAAACCAUCGAUUCAGUGGAUGCAGCCCAGUCCCUGCAGGGCUGCACUGUCAUCAGAGGCAACCUGCACAUCAAUAUCCGUCGAGGCAACAACAUUGCUUCAGAGCUGGAGAAUUUCAUGGGCUUGAUCCAAACAGUGACAGGCUAUGUGCGGAUCAAACACUCUCACACUCUGGGCUCUCUCUCAUUCUUGAAGAGUCUGCACUACAUUAACGGAGAGGAGCUUUUAGACCAGAUGUAUGCAUUCUCAGCACUGGAUAAUCAGCACCUUCAGCAUCUGUGGGACUGGAACCAGCACAAUCUGACCAUCCGAGCCGGUAAACUUUUCUUCCGCUCCAACCCUAAACUCUGCAUGUCUGAGAUUCGCAAGAUGUGGGAGAAGACAGGUGUCUUGGAGAGGAUGGAGGAAGAUGAUGUUCGCAACAACGGGGAACGAGCUAGUUGUGAAAGUCAUAUUCUAAAAUUCAAGUCCAACAGUACCCUGAGCAAUCGAAUAAAACUGACGUGGGAACGCUAUAGACCACCUGACUACAGAGAUCUCAUCAGUUUUAUAGUCUACUACAAGGAAGCACCAUUUCAGAACAUUACAGAGUUUGAUGGACAGGAUGGCUGUGGGUCCAGUUGGACCAUGGUAGACGUGGACCUCCCUCAGGAGAAAUCUUUGGAUCCGGGAGUUCUACUCUAUCCUUUAAAGCCCUGGACACAAUAUGCCAUUUUUGUGAAAGCCAUCACCCUGUUGGUAGAGGAUAAACAUACUCUGGGAGCUAAGAGUGAAGUGGUCUACAUCCGCACCAAAGCUUCGGAGCCCUCAAUGCCCAGGGAUGCCCGUGCAUAUGCAAAUUCGUCCUCGUCUCUUGUGGUGAAGUGGUCUCCGCCCAUUUCCCCAAAUGGGAAUUCCACCUUCUAUCUGCUCCGCUGGCAACAGCAGCCUGAGGACCGUGAGCUCUACCAGCACAACUACUGCUCGAAAGAACUGAAGAUCCCAAUCCGCAUCUCAGCCACAGCCCUGUCAGAAGUGGAGGAGGACACUAAACCCACAAAAUCAGAUGUGGCUGGUGGUGAGAAAGACCAAUGCUGCCAGUGCCCCAAGACCAAGGAAGCCCAAGCCAUGGAGGCAGAGGAACGUGAACUCAACAAAAAGUUUGAGAACUUCCUACAUAAUUCUGUAUUCACACCCAGACCUCACAACAGUAGACGACGCCGGGAGCUUUUUGGAGUUGCUAAUGAUACAUUAGCACGAAGCUUGGGCCAGAACGUGACCGCAUCAGAAGGCAACAUGACUGAAAUGGAGCUUGUAGACCGAGUGUAUCCUUUCUCGGAAGCCACGUCUCAGACGGAGAUCAUGGAAAUCUUCAACCUGCAACCAUUCACUGUCUACCGUAUAGACAUCCACGCAUGCAACCAUGAGGUCCAGCGAUGUAGUGCAGCUGCCUUCGUCUUUUCCAGGACCAAACCUGCAGAAAAAGCUGACAACAUUCCCGGCUUGGUAACCCAUGAGAUGGAUGAGAGGACAGAGGGGACAGUUCUGCUGAGAUGGCCCGAGCCUCCACAACCCAGCGGUCUCAUCCUCAUGUACGAACUCAAGUUCCGCCUGGGCUCAGAGCCUGAGAAGCAUGAAUGUGUGUCGCGGCAACAGUACCGGUCGCUUAGAGGAGCACGGCUAACCAACCUGGGUUUUGGCAACUACUCGGUCCGUGUAAAGGCCACCUCACUGGCAGGAAAUGGUUCCUGGACUGAGCCAGUGUCCUUCUAUGUUCCUCAAUCCAAGGAAGACUAUGACAGUAUGGUCUACCUAGCCAUUACACUACCUAUUGUACUGCUGAUCUUAUUUAUUACUCUCAUCGUCAUCGUCUUCUUUGUGAAAAAAAAGAGGAACAGUGAUAGAUUGGGAAAUGGAGUUCUCUAUGCUUCUGUAAACCCAGAGUACUUCAGUGCAGCAGAGAUGUAUGUGCCAGAUGAGUGGGAGGUGGCUCGUGAGAAGAUCACUCUGUGUCGAGAACUGGGCCAGGGUUCUUUUGGCAUGGUGUAUGAGGGCAUUGCCAAAGGUGUGGUCAAGGAUGAACCUGAGACCAGGGUCGCCAUCAAGACAGUUAAUGAAUCAGCAAGCAUGCGCGAACGCAUCGAAUUCCUUAAUGAAGCCUCUGUCAUGAAGGAAUUCAACUGUCAUCAUGUGGUACGGCUGCUGGGAGUAGUUUCACAAGGCCAGCCCACUCUUGUGAUAAUGGAGCUGAUGACACGAGGUGACCUGAAGAGCUACCUGCGCUCCCUGCGUUCAAAACAGCAGGGUUCGUGCAGCCAGGCCCUCCCGCCGCUGAAGAAGAUGAUUCAGAUGGCCGGCGAGAUUUCCGACGGCAUGGCAUACCUCAAUGCAAACAAGUUUGUCCACCGGGACCUGGCCGCCAGGAACUGCAUGGUGGCCGAAGACUUCACUGUCAAAAUUGGAGAUUUUGGCAUGACACGGGACAUUUAUGAGACAGAUUACUAUCGGAAAGGAGGCAAAGGACUCCUGCCGGUCCGUUGGAUGUCCCCCGAGUCUCUGAAAGAUGGCGUCUUCACCACAAACUCUGAUGUCUGGUCAUUUGGGGUGGUGUUGUGGGAGAUAGCCACCCUUGCCGAGCAGCCCUACCAGGGCAUGUCCAAUGAGCAGGUACUGCGCUUUGUCAUGGAGGGAGGCCUGCUGGACAAACCAGAUAACUGUCCAGAUAUGCUAUUCGAGCUGAUGCGCAUGUGCUGGCAGUACAACCCCAAGAUGCGGCCCUCCUUCCUGGAGAUCAUCAGCAGCAUCAAGGAGGAGCUGGAGCCAUCCUUCCGCGAUGUCAGCUUCUUCUACAGCGAUGAGAACAAGCCACCUGACACUGAAGAGCUCGACGUGGAGGUAGAGAACAUGGAGAACAUCCCGCUGGACCCUGCCUCCACCCUGACUCCACCCUCCUCUCAGGGGCUCACAGAGACUGCUACUUUGCCCUCUGCCCCUAUGGCCUGCACCCCGGUCCCUACGCCCUCCACCUCGCCCUCUUCCUCUACAGCAUCCCCAGCCUUGGACUCACACUUCGACAACACACAGCCGUAUGCACACAUGAACGGCGGCCGGAAAAACGAGCGAGCGCUUCCGCUUCCACAGCCGUCGGCCUGCUGAAUUGCCCCCGCAAUGCACACGGUAUCCCAUAAUUUCCCUCACCCAUGUUUGUGGUCACAUGUACUUUUUUCCUCAGUCAGAGAGACAAACUCAAGGAGCAAAGAUGGAGUCGAUACCCAGAUAGACAAUAAUAGACAAUGUCCUACUGUAAAUCAGUACAUUGCUUACUUAUUUUUAUGAUGGUUAUGAUUAUUUUAUGGGGUUUCUUUUUUCAUCCCAGUGGAAGAUUGAUGUGUGGGACACAGAAAGGCUGCAUAAUGCUCUGGCAAUAUUUAAAAUGACUCGCAAAACCAUCACACUGGGGAGCUGCAGCAGAAAUGUCUUUUGUAUCAUAUUUUGUUGCUUUUUAAUUUCCUAGAGGAAGUUUAAAGAGGUAGAAGCAUAUUCUCAGCCAGAGAAUUGUAUUUAAAAAGAAAUUUUGCGUAUCAGCCAACAAGCCCAACAUCUGAGCACUUUUCAAAGGGCUUGUGUGUGUGUGUGUGUGUGUGUAUGUGUGUGCGCCAAGAGGUGUAUGUGGGUUUUUGCAGUAUGAAAACACGCAUACUUAUUCCUCUCUGCCAUGCUGCACAUCUCUCCCUCACCUGCUCUCUUUAUGGUCACAUUUCUUUUUUAAGGUAGAGUAGUGAGCAUCUCUGCUAGAAUCGCUUGUUCUCAUGUCAGAACUGUUGCCUGGUUGGUCAUGUUGUCCUUUGCUCCAUCUUUUUUAGUAAAAAAAAGAUAGAUGGGGAUUUUUUGAAACUGCCAAAUUCUUUUUGCCAAAUCAAUACUUCGUCUUUCAUAUUUAUUAACCAGCAUGUUUAUGUUCCCUCUUUACUUCCCAAAUUUUGGUUGGACAAGAAAGUAUUGCAGUCAAGAAAAUAUAGCUCUUACACUGGCCUCAUUGCUUUUUUUUUUUUUUUUGGUCUGCUCUCCACUCUGGCAUAGCUCUGAUUGUCCAACUGUGACAUGACCGUGUCCACUCCAGCAUCUGAGAGAUGCACAGCCUCGAUGUGUUGUUUCAAAUGACAUAAAAACAGUCUGACGGCAAACAACGACAAAGUACAUGCUCGAAAUGUUGAGCCGGAUAAGAGGCACACAGGAUUGUCUCAAAUAUGAAGCAAACAGUCUGGGCUGAGAGGAUCACCAGUUUUGACACUUGUUUGCAAAGACUUUGAGGCAUUGUACACAGCAGGUAUUUUGUUCAACUAGUUAUUUGUCUCUAUAGAAAUCCGCCAACUCUACGAAGGUCUUACAGUUGUAUGUUAGACCAUCAGAUCAUUUACACACAUCAUUGGUUUCUCACUUUUGAUAACUUUUUUACGGCUCUGAUGUUCUUUGUCUGUACAGAAAGAAG
Neoarius graeffei (lesser salmon catfish) is the source of this 6226-nucleotide messenger RNA. It is a transcript of the gene igf1ra, whose product is annotated as insulin-like growth factor 1a receptor. Gene Ontology annotation, molecular function: insulin receptor activity; phosphatidylinositol 3-kinase binding; insulin receptor substrate binding. Gene Ontology annotation, cellular component: insulin receptor complex; membrane; axon. The transcript has 21 exons. NCBI's taxonomy places the organism in Eukaryota, Metazoa, Chordata, Actinopteri, Siluriformes, Ariidae. The record is from RefSeq and is a predicted model, not a curated record. Bases 691 to 4893 code for a protein of 1400 amino acids. Gene Ontology annotation, biological process: positive regulation of MAPK cascade; positive regulation of phosphatidylinositol 3-kinase/protein kinase B signal transduction; positive regulation of kinase activity.